AUGGCCAAGGCCGCGAAGUUGAUGGAGGCGCAGAGGGACCGACCGCCUCAACCGAUCGCGCGGGAGAGGAUCCGAUCGUGCCCUAGGCCGUUGGGGGAAAAAGACUUAAGCAGCUUUGAGCUGCGGCCGCCGCCUGUAGACCCUGUAAAAGAACAGGCCAGAAAGGGGGUGGAGGCUCUAAAAAAGAAGAAGAAGAAGAAGAGGAGUGCCCUAGAGGAAGCUGCAGAGGAGUGUGGGGCCAAGAGGGCGAAGGUGGCCCCAACGGGGGUGGAGGUCCCUGUGGCAAAGGACGCCCCGGAGGUGGUGGAGAUCAUCCCAACGGUGGAGGUUGUGGAGAUUGCUCCAUCAGUGCAAGUGGAGGCUGGGGUGAGUGAGGCGGCGCCGAGCGGAAGGGAACAGGUCCAGAAGAGGCCUGACCCCCAGGAAGGAGGGGUUCGUCUGGCUACGGCGAUUUAUCAUGCGCGCGCGGUAGCUGGAAGGAAGGCUGAGGAGGCCAGGGCCCAGUUGGCCAAAUUAAGGAAGGACAGUGCCGACUGGAAGACUGCCCAUGCCGAUCUGCCAGCAGUCAAGUUGGAACUGGAGGACACGCGCCGUAAGGUUGUGUCGCUUGAGUUCCAACUGGCUGGUGAACAGAAAAAGUUGGAAGAGUCUGAGAGGGCCUGCGCCGUGGCAAUCGAGCGGCACGAAGAGGCUAUGACCAGCAAUGAAGAGCUGGUCAGGCAAAAGGAUGAAGCGGACUUCAGAAUUGGAGAUCUGUUGAAGGAGUUGGGGGAGGAGCGUGCCAGAGCAGAGGAGGAGAAGGGGAGGCUUCUGAGGGAGUGGGAGAUGGAGAAGGCGAAGGCGGCGGCGGAGCUGGAGAGUCUGAGGAAGGGGGUGGAAGAGGAGAGGGCGACGGCGGCUGCUGAAAGGGGGGCCCUGCAAAGGGAGCUGGACGAGGAGAGGGCGAAGGCGGCGUCUGAGAAGGAGGCCUACCCUGAUCUGUGCGUUGCAGCAGUGGAGCAAUAUAAAGGGUCCCCCGAAUUUCAGAUGGUGGUGGAUGCUGCUGUCGCCAGGAGUCUGGCUGGUCAAGAGUCUGGGGGGGGGGGCCCAUCAAGGAAGACUGCUGGAGGUGAAGAUGAUGUGGCCCAGACCCCCCUGGACGAAGGCGUUGAAGAAGAGGAUCUGGCAUCUAGCGAGGAGGAGUAG
Molecule: messenger RNA, 1185 nt
Organism: Camellia sinensis
Lineage: Eukaryota; Viridiplantae; Streptophyta; Magnoliopsida; Ericales; Theaceae
Source: RefSeq, a predicted model, not a curated record